CCCAAAGCUGAUUUCAUCACUCAAGUUAAGAUCGUUCUUGAAAAAGGUUGUCUGUCUGCGUUCUCAAUCAUAAUAAAUUAAUUAUUAAACAUGAAAGUAUUUGUUGCAAUUUUAGCUUUAGUGGCCUGUGUUUCCGCCGAAGAAUGGACUCCUAAGAAUAGCGAACAAAUCAAAGAGGUUCGCAUUGAAUGCUUAAAAGAACACCCUCUCUCGACUGAACAAAUGAACAAAAUGAAGAAUUUCGAAUUCCCCAAUGAGGAAUCCGUUCGUAAAUAUCUCCUCUGCACUGCUGAAAAAAUGGACAUCUUCUGUUCUCAUGAGGGCUAUCAUGCCGAUCGUAUCGCUAAACAAUUCAAGAUGGACAUGGAGGAAGAAGAGGUCAAGAAAUUGGUCGAAGAUUGUAUUGCCAAAUUCCCCAAGGGCGAUAAGCCCAACGAUGUGGCCGCUUAUGAAGCCCAUAAUUGUUUUAUGAGCAGCGCCAUCGGUGACAAGUUAAAGAAUUAUAUUAAGAAACGUCAGGAAGCCGCCCAACAACACGAAUAAUUAGUUUAAUAUUGUUAAGAGAAGAAAACAAAAAUACAAACCAAUAAAUACAAGUUUUAGUUAAUAAUCCAAAAAA
Calliphora vicina (urban bluebottle blowfly) is the source of this 619-nucleotide messenger RNA. RefSeq lists its product as uncharacterized. The record is from RefSeq and is a predicted model, not a curated record. Bases 91 to 543 code for a protein of 150 amino acids. The transcript has 2 exons. Lineage: Eukaryota; Metazoa; Arthropoda; Insecta; Diptera; Calliphoridae. Gene Ontology annotation, molecular function: odorant binding. Gene Ontology annotation, biological process: sensory perception of smell.